This is a messenger RNA of Solanum lycopersicum (tomato), 3482 nucleotides long. The record is from RefSeq and is a predicted model, not a curated record. NCBI's taxonomy places the organism in Eukaryota, Viridiplantae, Streptophyta, Magnoliopsida, Solanales, Solanaceae.
AAAUAAUUAAAAAGUAUAUUAUAAAUUUAGAUCACAAACUUAUUUUAAUUUCGAAAUGUAAAAGGUAUGACGUAAAUAGUGUGAGGGACAGAGGGAGUGAGUAGUAAAAAACAACAGACAAAACAAGCAAAACGCAGAAAGCGUAAAAAAGUUGGCGCUGCAAUCUUCAAAAAAAAAAAAAUAAUGCUGAAAGAGAGAAAAAGCUUUUAAAUGUUCAUAAAUGGCUACGAUUAUCUGAGAUUUUUUCUCGAAAUUGAUUAUCGCCGAUUUUGAUCGCCGUGUCGCUGAUAGGUUUCCGCCUCGGGUAAGGUGUAGACCUCACACGUGAGAUUACACUGGGUUUGUCGUUGCUGCUGCUGGUGGUGGAGCUAGGAUUUUCUCGAAGGAGUUUCAAUUUACUAAGAAGAAAACAUGUGAAGAAGCCGAGGGAUUCAACAUCUACUAUAUACAUACAUAAGAAAUAAUUUAACUUUGUAUAUACAAUGUAAUCUUUUGCCGAACCCCCUCGCCCCUACCUAACUCCGCCAUGGUUGUUGCUGUAUGGUGUAAUGUGAGAUAUGAGCUUCAGUUUACGGUAAUUGAAUACUUGGUUGGAUUUGGAUGUGAUCAAGGUAGAGGAUUCUUAAAUACCUCGUGCAUAUAUAUUCUUUUGUUGAAAAAAAAUAUAUGAUGUUGAUAUUAAAUUUAUAGCUGGCUUGAAUAGGAACAACGUGGAUAUAGUUAACAAACUAGUUCAGGAUUGUGGCUUAUUAGUUGUUUUUUAAGUAUACAUUUCGAGCUCUGCCUGUCUGUACUGCUAUUUCUUUAACAUUUUACUGGAACUAUAUAUCAGUUUGAGGAAUGUCGGUGGAGUUCAAUACAAUAAUUGGUGUGAGAUAAUAUAUUCAAUCUUCUUUAUUUCCAUUCUGUGGUAGUUUGAUGCAAGGUUUGACUGGACUGCACAAAUUAAUAGUAUUAAUGGAGCUUGAUGUUUUUUUUUUCCUGAUGAGCUAGAGUACUCUUUGCAGAGUUAAAUUAUUUUCAAAUUCAUUUGGAAAAUCAUUGCGACAUUAUGAAACAAUGCUUGUCUUCUCUUUUGGCAAAAAUUAUUUGUCUUCUUUUUUCUAGGAAGUCUGGGAUUCUGGUGGCUUAAGUGUAACCUGUGCUUGGAUGGUUUUGAGACGGAAAAGCCAUAAUUGCAUUGAACUCUAGGGGCACAACUUACUUCGUCAUUCUUUUCUCCUCCUUGUCACAUAGAUGUCAGGGGGAUCAGAUGCUUAUUAUGAUGACCGUAGAGAAAGAAAAUCAGACUUUGAGAAUUCUGAGGAUGAAACACGGAGAUUCAGAAUUGGUGCUUUCAGGAAAAAGGCAAUCAAUGCUUCCAACAAGUUCACUCGCUCCCUCAAAAAAAGAGGAAAAAAGAAAGUUGAUUACAGGUUUCCUUCGGUUUUGAUAGAGGAUGUCCAUGAUUCAAAGGAGGAAAAUGUUGUCUAUGAAUUGCAUCAAAAACUUCUUGACAGGAAUUUGUUGCCACCCAUACAUGAUGACUACCAUACCUUGUUGAGAUUCUUAAAGGCAAGAGAUUUCAACAUUGAGAAGACAAUUCAGAUGUGGCAAGAAAUGCUUAACUGGAGGAAGGAGUACGGAACAGACACAAUAUUGGAGGAUUUUCACUUUGAAGAGCUGGAAGAAGUCUUGCAGUAUUACCCCCAAGGAUAUCAUGGAGUUGACAGGGAUGGAAGGCCCGUGUAUAUUGAAAGGCUUGGACAAGCUCACCCGAACAAAUUAAUGCGAAUCACCACAAUUGAUCGCUACAUGAAAUAUCAUAUCCAAGAGUUUGAAAGGGCCCUACAUGAGAAAUUCCCUGCAUGUUCUAUUGCAGCAAAGAAAAGGAUCUACUCAACAACCACAAUUUUGGAUGUGCAAGGCCUUGGAGUUAAAAACUUCACCAGGACAGCUGCUACUCUUUUGGCAGCUAUGGCAAAAGUUGAUAACAAUUAUUUUCCUGAGACAUUACAACGGAUGUUCAUUGUCAAUGCUGGCCCUGGCUUCCAAAAGAUACUUUGGCCUGCAGCACAGAAAUUUCUGGAUGCAAAGACUAUUGGCAAAAUACAGGUUCUGGAACCUAAAUCUUUGGGUAAACUGCUUGAGGCGAUUGACCCUAGUCAGUUACCUGACUUUCUGGGUGGCUCUUGUACCUGUUCUGUUGAGCGUCGCUGUCUCAGGUCUAACAAGGGUCCAUGGAGUAAUCCUGAAAUAAUGAAGCUUUUACAUGACUUAGAGGCAAAAACUAUGAAGCAAAUAUCUAGAAUAUCCAGAGAUCAAAGGAGAAUUGAUUCCUCUAAACAGAUACGCCCACUAAAGGGAAGAAUUAAUGAGACAUCAACAGCUGAAUCAGUAUCAGAUGUUCAUGUUCCAUGUUCUCCAAUUAGACGAAGUAGCAGUUCAAUUCCACAGCUGUUCCAACUUGAUGAGGCAAGGAAAUCGAAUUCUACCCCCUACUGUAGUUGUGAUGAGCAAUUUAGCACCGGUGAACUAGUUGAUGUUAUUGAGCACUCCCUAUGUUGUCCAGAGCCUCGAGAAUGCAAUCUGACGAAUUUGUCCACUAAUGCACGAACAACUUCUGAAGGUACAUUGGUGAUUCAUUGGUUUGAAACGAUCCAGAAAAAGGUUUUGAGCAGAUGUAUGCACUGCUUGGAAAGGAAACUAGUUCCUUUCAUACUCAAACUCUCUGGACUGAUUUGUGGUCUGUUCUACGAGUAUUGGAGGAAACAGGCAAAUGCUUCCCGCACUAGUGCAUUAGAAGAAAGACAAGAAAGCAGUUCUUCUGCUUAUGGUGAAGUUGUUCAUAAAUCGGAUGAGGCCCUCCCAUGCAUGGAGCGUCUUCAUAAACUGGAAAUGUUGUUUGAAGAAAUAAAGAGAAAACCUGCUGAGAUCCCAGCAGAGAAGGACCAAAUGAUCCAGCAAUCAUUGGAAAGGAUCAAAUCAGUAGAGGUGGACCUCGACAAGGCAAAAAGGGUAUUGCAUACUGCAGUGGUGAAACAACUCGAAAUUGCAGAAUUGUUGGAGAACCUAAAACAGUCAAGUAAUCAUCGGAGGAGGUUAUUAUGUUGAAUAUACGAGAGGGUUGAUGCAACUUGAGUUUUGAGUGCUAAUCGUGCUGCGAGGGCAGUAGAUGUCAGAGUUUCUGCAUUUUUGAGUACUUCUAAUCCUUUUACACAGAGCUCACAGAAAUGUUUCUUUCCAAAUGUUCAUUAAUACUAAUAAUGUGUCAAAAAGGAAAAGCUUAAAGGAAACAGUUUCAAAUUUUAUGCAGUAAAUGUGCCUUUACAAGUUGCCAGUGUGAAGAAUCAACUACGUGCUGAUGUUUUCCAGGAGAACGUCUUGGCAUGUGUUGUAGAAAAAUUUGUUUUGACUAGUUCUUUCGUGUUAAUAGUCAAAAAUACAUUUAAAUAUGAUUUUUUUUCCGAAUUUCACACCUAAUAAUUAGUUAUUACUCAACA